Molecule: messenger RNA, 581 nt
Organism: Pseudocercospora fijiensis CIRAD86
Lineage: Eukaryota; Fungi; Ascomycota; Dothideomycetes; Mycosphaerellales; Mycosphaerellaceae
Exons: 4
Coding region: 26-304 (92 amino acids)
Biological process (GO): translation
Cellular component (GO): cytosolic large ribosomal subunit; ribosome
Molecular function (GO): structural constituent of ribosome; RNA binding
Source: RefSeq, a predicted model, not a curated record
CUAACCCCCUCGCACCACAGCCAAAAUGACGAAGGGAACGUCCAGCUUCGGAAAGCGCCACAACAAGUCGCACGUUCUGUGCAGACGCUGUGGCCGCCGCUCUAUGCACGUCCAGAAGCACACCUGCGCCAACUGCGGAUACCCAAGCGCCGGCAUUAGAAAGUACAACUGGGGCGAGAAGGCCAAGCGAAGAAAGACCACCGGUUCCGGACGCAUGCGAUCGCUCAAGCUCGUCCCACGCAAGUUCAAGAACGGUUUCCAGCUCGGUACGCCAAAGGGUGCUCGCGGCCCAGCCAACCAGUAGAUCAGUCGACCUUCGAGACGGGGACAACUGCGUGCAUGGUGAUGAUUGAGGAAGCAUGAGCUGGGUUGCUCGGAGUUCGGCGGACACAACGGUUUCAUGACGGACUUUCUUGCUGCGAAAGAACAACAGCCGAAGGGCAGGAUGUGGUGCAGAAUUACAACUGCGCCUGACCCGGGCAAUGUUUGAUGGCGGAGUAGUGUAGCGCAGACAUGCUAGAGGGCUAUGCGAAAAGCUGAAAAUGAGCGAUAUGAACCCAGUUGCACGUCUCUCGUUCCUG